AUGUUAGUUCAUUGUGUAAACUUUUCUUUAACAUUUAAAAUUUUAUUAUUUGGAAUUCAUAAAUGGAGUUCUCAUCUAUGUGUUCAUAUAUUACAUACCCCAUACGGGAUUUCAUCUCAACCGUUUACAACCGCGAGGUUCUCUCUCUCUCUCUCUCUCAUGGUUGUUGUUUAUAUUUUUGUUUUUCACCCCGUUACAGGAUUAGGGUUUCGUCGUCACGACUGUAACUGUAUUUCAUGUAUGAUUUUUGUUUUUGUUUUACACUCAUUUACAGGGUUAGGUUUCAUAGUCGCGAUUGUAACUGUAUUCGAGUAUGAUUUUUGUUUUUGUUUUUCACCCCUUUACAGGGUUAGGGUUUCGUCGUCGUGA
Messenger RNA from Vicia faba (fava bean), 369 nucleotides. The record is from the annotation of a GenBank genome assembly. NCBI's taxonomy places the organism in Eukaryota, Viridiplantae, Streptophyta, Magnoliopsida, Fabales, Fabaceae.